AUGAAAACCCCCCGAGGGCCUCUUUUCAAACGAAUAACAAAGUUUUACAGAAAUGUCACCAAAAAUGUCUCUAUUUUUUGCAUGAAUUUGAUAUUCUGCCAUUUUGACCGUGACUUGAUAAUCACCCUGAUCAAGUUACAUAAAAGGAUAUUAAAAAAGUAUGAACAAAAAGGAAAGACACACUUUGAUGAAGAAUAUUUCAUAAUUUUUAAUUAUGUAAUUUAUUCUUAUUUUAAUUUUCUUCUCUCCCAGUUGGACAGCAACAAUUCCGUCCACUUUGAUAUCCCUUAUGAUUUCAACAAUCACAGUGAUGUAGCUGCUUUCAUUUUGAAUACAAAGCAGUUAACAAAAGGGAGGAAGUUCAAUUCGAUCAAAUUAAAGAGACUGCUAACCAGCCAUUAUGCAAUUGGACGAAUAAAUGACAAGGGGAGGUAUCAUGUCGCUACUGAAAAUCCUACACAUGUGCCAAUACAGGAAGAACAACAAAUAAAGGAUAUAAAUGGAAGGGAAAUACUGAGGCGAGGAAAUUUAUAUAAACAAAAUGGAUACAUAAGUUAUGAAUCCGAUCAGAAGAGAGAUAAAUACCCAAAUAGGAAAUUAGUACAAUGUGACAUUGACAAUGGUAUCUAUGAGGAUUCUGAGUUUAGAAAAAGUUGUGCAAAUAGUGCUACUAUCAAUGCAGACAAUAAGGAUACUCGGACUAGUGACGCAAGAAUGGCUACUUCAAUUAGAAAAAAAACGCGCUUUCAUAUGUAUGGAUCGAAAGGAAUUCCAUUUUUCACACCCGUAGGAUGUGAUAAGUUCAGAGAAUAUCAAUUUGUUCAAGAGAUGAAACAUUUAUAUGGGCACACACAAUACUGGAAAUAUCUCAUACAGUUGAAUGUAAAAUGUAGAAUCAGAAACCAACAUAACAGAAAGGAUCUAGAAAAAGAAGGAGAAGCAAAGAAUUUAAAUAAAAACAUCCACAUAGACAUUUAUAAAAAUAUUUACAAUCUAUUUAAACAUAUGAAUAAAAUGCAUUUCGAAAAUGUAGAAAUGAUGAAAAGAAAAAAAGAACAACUGUCAAUAACACAUAAUUAUGAAAUGGAAAAUUUUAUUAAUCAAAAUAAAAUGAUAAAAAAGAAUACUUCUAACGAUGGAGGAAAAAUUAAUGAUAUGGUUUUUAAGCAUAUUGCUGAGAAGGAGGCUUUAUCUAGACACACCGAACACGAAGUAAAGGUAAUGCAACUUAUAAAUUUGAAAGAAUAUAAAAAACAUAUUUUUUACAUCUUUAAUAUUAUACAGAAUGAGAAGAAUGUUUUAUCUUUGCCACCUCUACCAAUGGAUGAAUUCAAAAAAGUUGAGACAGUUGUGAACGAUUCAAUAGAGGAUAAACAAAAUGAAUUUUUUACUUGCACGGGCAAGGGAUAUUGUACACGAUUUGCAUAUAUAAUAAAAUUUUUUCAUUUUUUAUACCUUUACAAAUUGAUUAAAAGUAAGUUAAAUAUAGUAAGUUAUCUUCAUUUCUACAUAAAGCACUCUCUGUGUGACACGUUGAAACUUUCAAUCAUAUUCAGUCUUGGUGAAAUCGAGAACCUGCUUGAAUCCAAUAAAAAGAACAAUGAGGCCUUCAAGGAGAGAUUCUAUGAUUUGUUAAUUCGGUUAUCUCAAGAUUCUUAUGCCUACAGAUGCAUGGUUCAUGAUGAACUGUGCACUCAGAUAUUGCCAAAGUGUUGCAACAUCGAGAAGGCAAAUCACAAAAUAGAAUCAGUCACUCGUGAGAGAACCCUGUUGGAGAAUGAAAAAGUAGAUGCUAACGAACUUUCAAAAGUGAAGAACUCUAUUGCUUAUUCUACAAUUAUUUCGAAUAAUACUACCUCUACUAAUAAUGCAGAUGUUGUAAGGGAAGAGACUAGGUUUCUCGCUUUGGCAGAAAGGGGUUCAAAAUAUUUUGAUAAGAAUGGACGCUUUAGAAGUAGAUGUAUAAGAUCUAUGAAUGAAAAAAACUUUUUUAAAAAGAAUUACGAUAGUACGUACAAAUAUCUUAGAGAUGAUUCUAUUCGAUUUCUAAAUGAGAUGAACUCUUAUGACAUUGGGGAGGAGGAAUCUAAGAAUCAUCUAAACAAAAUAAGCAUAAAAGAUAAAAAAUUAAAUGGGCUUAUCCUAUACAUGAAUGAAGAUAUAAAUAAUUUUUGUAAAGAAAAUAUAUACAAAAACCUUUUUAACAUCAGUAUGCAGAAAACAGACUUUAUCUUUCCUACCUUGAAAGAACAGCUAGCUAUGUUCCACGAGUUUAUAAGUGUUCAUCCGAAAGACAAUUGUAUGGAAGAUAAAUAUGUACAAAAGGGACAUGAACAUGUUCAGGCAAAAAAGCGCCAGAGAGGCGGCUCUAGGCGCGCUAACGGAACAAAAUUACGAUGUGGAAAUAUCAUCAUAACAAGACAUACUAAUUUGAAAAUAGGAAUGAGCAAAAGCAGCACGACAAGCAGCUCGAUAAAGAACCCCCAAAACAACUCGAUAAAGGAUCCGAAAAACAACUCGAUAAGCAACUCUAGCUGUAGAGCCAGUUCUACUGAAGAAGAAGAAAAAAAGAAAAAAGUGUCACCAUAUGAUAUCACAGCGAUUAAACAGCACGCAAAUGAAUUUUUCACUUUGAGUAAAAUUAAUACUAGUAAUGUAUUCCCUCCCCCACCGAUGGUGCCAAUUUAUGACAAAUUUAGAAAAAGUAGUCAUAAUUUUAUGAAUAAUCAAGAGGGCGGGAAAAAAGCAUACGAGUCGGAGGAAAAAAGAAAUAAGAAUUUUUAUAAAAAUUAUUCAAAUUAUCCAAAUUAUUCAAAUUAUUCAAAUUAUUCAAAUUAUCCAAGUUAUCCAAAUUAUCCAAAUUAUUCAAAUUAUCCAAGUUAUCCAAAUUAUUCAAAUUAUCCAAGUUAUCCAAAUUAUCCAAAUUAUUCAAAUUAUCCAAGUUAUCCAAAUUAUCCAAAUUUUUUAAAAAAAAAAAAAAAUAUCAACGUGGAUAUAAUUUACCAUGUGAUAAUACCAAAGAAUGCAAACAGAAAAAGUUUUCAAAUUAUACUACUUUCUAUAUUUAAGAUAUUAGAUUUGUGUAAAAUGCACAAUGUUUCUUCAUUAUCGUGUUCUCUUCCAUAUGUGCAUAAUGUUGUUUAUAACAAUAAACGUCCCGUUGUGUAUGCAUUUAUGUAUUCUCUUAUUUUCAGUAUUCUGAAUUAUGUGAAAUGUACACAAUCGUCUGCUAAUCAGAUAAAAGUUCUACAUUUCAUUUUACCAAAUCUGAACUACUCUGAGGGGUGCAAUCACAAGCAUGAUGGGAUGGUGGACACAGAACAAUAUAAGCAGCAGAACACGAACAAGAUACGCUCAAAAAAUGAAGAAGGUGAGGAAGAGAAGAAGGAGAUAGGAUCUAUGAAUGUUAUUAAACAAAAGAACCAUCAUCAUAGAUGCAAGAAAAUUCCGAAUCAAGGUUCUGGUAGACAAUCUGAUGGGAGGAUAUCCAGCAUAACUUCAUUUAUUCACAAAGUUCAGGAGGAUUUGCGUAAAAAAUUCAUGCUAAUUGAAAGUGUUUGA
Plasmodium gonderi is the source of this 3561-nucleotide messenger RNA. RefSeq lists its product as hypothetical. NCBI's taxonomy places the organism in Eukaryota, Apicomplexa, Aconoidasida, Haemosporida, Plasmodiidae. The transcript has a single exon. The record is from RefSeq and is a predicted model, not a curated record. The coding region runs from base 1 to 3561 and encodes 1186 amino acids.